Messenger RNA from Indicator indicator, 1298 nucleotides. It is a transcript of the gene CCDC51, whose product is annotated as coiled-coil domain containing 51. The record is from RefSeq and is a predicted model, not a curated record. NCBI's taxonomy places the organism in Eukaryota, Metazoa, Chordata, Aves, Piciformes, Indicatoridae. The transcript has 3 exons. The coding region runs from base 1 to 1260 and encodes 419 amino acids.
AUGGGGCCAAUGAAAUAUAAGUCAAGUGUGUCCUCAAUGUCCUGUAGUCUGCAAUAUCACCAUUCCUUGAUAAAGUGGAGUCCAAAAAUGAAUGUACACAUAGUGCGGACGUACUGCUCAUCAGCACCUAAGAGGCCUGAAGCCAAGUCUGCAGUAGAAAUGGCCACAGCUCUUUUUCAUCGUCUGACAGAAGCUGGGACUGUUAUGGGAAAAAACUCACUUCAGAAAAUGUCUGCUACGUGCAAAAGCUGGUGGGACAGAUACGAAGAGUUUGUUGGAAUUAAUGAAGUUCGAGAGGCUCAGGGAAAAGUGACAGAGGCUGAAAAUGUCUUUAUGAUAGCUCGAGGGAUAGUACGAGAGGCUCGUGAAAGUGUGGAAGCCCAGCAGAUUAAACUGAAGGAAAUUCGGGACCGCUUAGACAGAGUCUCUCGGGAUGACACCCAGUAUUUAGAACUGGCUACUCUGGAGCAUAGGUUGCUGCAGGAAGAGAAGAGGUACCGAGCUGCAUACUUAAAUGCAGAAGAAUCUGAGAGAGAAAAAUUUGCUCUCUUCUCUGCAGCUGUAAGAGAAAGCCAUGAAAAAGAGCGGACAAGAGCUGAAAAAACAAAGAACUGGUCUAUUAUUGGUUCUGUCCUGGGAGCCAUUAUAGGUGUUCUUGGUUCCACCUAUGUUAAUCGAGUAAGGCUGCAAGAGCUGAAAGUUUUGGUGCUUGAAGCACAGAAGGCCCCAAUAAAUUUACAAGAAGCCAUCAAGGAACAGGCCUCCAGCUAUUACUUACAGCAAAAGGAUCUCAGUGAUGUCAUAGCAGACCUGAAAAAUGUGCUCCAAACAAGGACGUCACAGGAAGCAAAAGGUGGUGCUUUGUUAACUAGAGAAGACAAGAAUACCUCCAUGAAAAUAGAUUCUCUUUUAAUUCCUUUAAAUGAACAGCUGAACUACACUAAACAAGUCAGUUCAUGUCUUGGAAGUUUACAGCAACAGUUGAGCAGUCUGCAGGAGAGCAUAGUGCAAGCUAUUGCUGAAGUGCAGGCUGUUAAAGCUGCGGUCCAUUCUAGACCUGUGGAAAGAGUGACACCAAGGUCAUCAGCAGAGGGUAAGAGCCAGGCCUCUGCCAUGAGAGAUGUCCUUUUAGAAUUGUGUGAUACUGAGCAGAGACUGGAAACACAAAUCAAGAGAAAUUCUAUUUACAGCACCGCUGUGACGUGUGCUGUGUUUGCUAUUACUCUGCCAGUACUCUACAUGAUCCUUAAAGGAAACUGAGCUAUAAUUAAUUGCCACAAUUCACUAGAUUAAUAAAA